GUUAAAAAGAAGAUUUAGAGCUAAUGGGCAUCAAAAUGGGCCCAAAAAUACAUUUAUUGAAAGUGUUGGGAAAUCUCAGGGCUACUGACAGUGUAAUUGAAAAAGAAAACAACAGAGAAUUUGCAUUAUCUUCAAAUAUAAUUACUCCAUCAAGUGGAAAUUAUCCAUCAGCUGCUGGUAGAAGUAUUGAAAGAGCAUCAACAUCAUUUGACGUUGGUGCCAUUCCAAAAUUUUCGAAAUAUGGCACGGUAACAGCGACACUAGAAGCAAAGACUGGAGGCCUCGAAAUAUUGAAAGCAUUAAGAUCAUCUAAAAUAUUUGAAGAUGCUAACAGGAAGGCCCUCGUAAGAAUUGUUACAUCUGAACUAGUCGACUAUCAUCAAAACCAUUAUCCUCCGCAAUCGGCUAAAUUAGCUUUGGCAAAAGCAUUAAUCACUGAAUUUCCGCGACUAAAAAAUGAAUAUUCAAAAGAUGGUUGGGAGCAUUUUUACGAUCAAAAUUCUAAAAAUGGUUUCAUAGAAUAUCGUUUGAGUACGAUGAGAACCAAGUUGAGUCCAUCAAAAAAAAAUACACAAAAGCAGCUCUAAAAAAGUCUGAAGUACUUUCCUCUUCUUCACAGUCUGCUGACUACCAAUUUACUAGUGAAGAAAUAGAUAAAAAGAUUUCUUUAUUAAAAUUCAUUAAGCCUUCUGAUGAAAAUAAAGGAAAAAUUAUUACUUGUAUGCAAGAGACAAGAGAAUUCAGAUGGCAUUGGAUUCAAUCUGCAAGUCCAACUAUUUCAGAAGUUUUUACAACUUACACGCGUCUCUUGGAUUACGAUGGAGAAAUAAUUGAACGCGAUUUCGAUAGUAAAUAUCCAAACGUAGCAGAUAACUUUU
Messenger RNA from Cotesia glomerata, 878 nucleotides. RefSeq lists its product as uncharacterized. The coding region runs from base 24 to 587 and encodes 187 amino acids. The record is from RefSeq and is a predicted model, not a curated record. Lineage: Eukaryota; Metazoa; Arthropoda; Insecta; Hymenoptera; Braconidae. The transcript has 6 exons.